GUUGUAAUCGCUCUACGAUAAUGUCUCGGGUAUAUGUUGGGAACUUGGAUCCGCGAGUUACUGAAAGAGAGCUCGAAGAUCAAUUUCGAGCAUACGGUGUUCUUCGGAGUGUCUGGGUUGCUCGAAAGCCACCAGGUUAUGCAUUUGUUGAGUUCGAUGAUCGCAGAGAUGCUAUGGAUGCAAUCCGUGCAUUGGAUGGGAAGAAUGGCUGGCGUGUGGAACUUUCUCAUAAUUCUAAGAGUGGUGGGGGCGGUCGGGGCGGUGGACGUGGCCGUGGUGGUGGCGACCGAGGUGGUGGUGGUGGUGGUGAUGACCUGAAGUGCUAUGAGUGUGGUGAACCUGGUCACUUUGCUCGGGAGUGUCGCUUGCGGAUUGGUUCACGUGGAAUGGGAAGUGGUCGGCGUCGUAGCCCUAGUCCUCGACAUCGUAGGAGCCCCAGUUAUGGUCGCAGGAGUUACAGCCCUCGUGGUAGAAAAUCUCCACCUCGACGCCGCAGUGUAUCACCACGCCGUGGCCGCAGCUACAGCAGGUCACCACCAUAUCGUCCAGCCCAUCGUGAUUCUCCUACCUAUGCUAACGGUCCUGUUGCCAGGGAUCAACGUCGGAGCCGGAGCUGAAAGAGACUGUGACAAUGUGCAUCUGAUGAGAUUAUGUACUAUCUUACAUGCACAAUAUCAAUAGCCGUGAUAGGAUGGUUCGACAAAAAGAUAAUCUUGUUAUUUCUGUUCGCCGAAUGACAAUUGGAUUUGUUAGGACUAUGACUUUGAUUAAUUGAGCUCCUACAAUGUCAAAGGGAUGAUUUGGUUGGACUCAGCUUUUGCAUGGACAUACUCUUCAGCUGACUAAAAUUUGGGGAGGUUACUUUCCUACUU
Molecule: messenger RNA, 872 nt
Organism: Telopea speciosissima
Lineage: Eukaryota; Viridiplantae; Streptophyta; Magnoliopsida; Proteales; Proteaceae
Product: serine/arginine-rich splicing factor RSZ21A
Exons: 6
Coding region: 21-617 (198 amino acids)
Biological process (GO): mRNA splicing, via spliceosome
Cellular component (GO): nuclear speck
Molecular function (GO): RNA binding; zinc ion binding
Source: RefSeq, a predicted model, not a curated record